AUGAGCAUUGCACCAACUUCUGCAGCUUGGGUGAAGUACGACAUGAGCAUUGCACCAACUUCUGCAUCUUGGGUGAAGGACAACAUGAGCAUUGCACCAACUUCUGCAGCUUGGGUGAAGUACGACAUGAGCAUUGCACCAACUUCUGCAGCUUGGGUGAAGUACGACAUGAGCAUUGCACCAACUUCUGCAGCUUGGGUGAAGUACGACAUGAGCAUUGCACCAACUUCUGCAGCUUGGAGCCACCCUACACCACAGGGCCAUCCUACACCACAGGGUCACCCUACACCACAGGGCCACCCUACACCACAGGGCCACACCACACCACAGGGCAACACCACACCACAGGGCAACACUACACCACAGGGCCACACCACACCACAGGGCAACACCACACCACAGGGCAAGGCCACCCUACACCACAGGGCCACCCUACACCACAGGGCCACACCACACCACAGGGCAACACCACACCACAGGGCAACACUACACCACAGGGUCACCCUACACCACCUUACACAACAGGGUCACCCUACACCACCUUACACCACAGAGCCACCCUACACCACAGGGCCACACUACACCACAGGGCCACCCUACGCCACAGGGCAACACUACACCACAGGGUCACCCUACACCACCUUACACCACAGGGUCACCCUACACCACCUUACACCACAGGGUCACCCUACACCACCUUACACCACAGAGCCACCCUACAACACAGGGCCACCCUACACCACCUUACACCACAGGGUCACCCUACACCACAGGGUCACCCUACACCACCUUACACCACAGAGCCACCCUACACCACAGGGUCACCCUACACCACCUUACACCACAGAGCCACCCUACACCACAGGGCCACACUACACCACAGGGCCACCCUACACCACAGGGCAACACUACACCACAGGGUCACCCUACACCACCUUACACCACAGAGCCACCCUACACCACAGGGCCACACUACACCACAGGGCCACCCUACACCACACCCCACAGGGCCACACUACACCACAGGGCCACCCUACACCACAGGGCCACACUACACCACAGAGCCACCCUACACCACAGGGCCACACUACACCACAGGGCCACCCUACGCCACAGGGCAACACUACACCACAGGUACUUGCCGCUAGGCUGUGUAACACACAUGUGGCAGUACAACUUGUAUAUUUGCUGUCGCCCCCAACCCUCGGCCAUUACCCCACAGGAUCAAAGACAGGGUCAGCUGCUCAACGCUGCAACACCCACAUGGGCAGGAGGGGGAGGGGCUGGAUGGGUAACGGGCAGGGCUGGGGAGGGGCUGGAUCCGUGGGGGCGAAGCAUGGGCAGUGGGCAGGACUGGGGACGGCUGGGGGAGAGGUUGAAGAUGGGUUUUGUUGGUUCGGGUCCGGGAUGGAGUUCAGUUUCAUGGUGGAGCAUCAGAUGGGUGUGGAGUGUCAGAUGGGUGUGGAGCGUCAGAUGGGUGUGGAGCAUCAGAUGGGUGUGGAGCAUCAUAUGGGUGUGGAGUGUCAGAUGGAUGUGGAGUGUCAGAUGGGUGUGGAGCAUCAGAUGGGUGUGGAGCAUCAGAUGGGUGUGGAGCAUCAGAUGGGUGUGGAGCGUCAGAUGGGUGUGGAGCAUCAGAUGGGUGUGGAGCAUCAGAUGGGUGUGGAGCAUCAGAUGGGUGUGGAGCGUCAGAUGGGUGUGGAGCAUCAGAUGGGUGUGGAGCAUCAGAUGGGUGUGGAGCAUCAGAUGGGUGUGGAGUGUCAGAUGGGUGUGGAGCAUCAGAUGGGUGUGGAGGGUCAGAUGGGUGUGGAGUGUGGGGUGUGGAGCGUCAGAUGGGUGUGGAGCUCAGAUGGAUGGGUGUGGAAGCAUCAGAUGGGUGUGGAGCAUCAGAUGGGUUUGGAGCAUCAGAUGGGUGUGGAGCGUCAGAUGGGUGUGGAGCAUCAGAUGGGUGUGGAGCAUCAGAUGGGUGUGGAGCGUCAGAUGGGUGUGGAGCGUCAGAUGGGUGUGGAGCAUCAGAUGGGUGUGGAGCGUCAGAAGGGUGUGGAGCAUCAGAUGGGUGUGGAGCAUCAGAUGGGUGUGGAGCAUCAGAUGGGUGUGGAGCAUCAGAUGGGUGUGGAGCAUCAGAUGGGUGUGGAGCGUCAGAUGGGUGUGGAGCAUCAGAUGGGUGUGGAGCAUCAGAUGGGUGUGGAGCAUCAGAUGGGUGCGGAGUGUCAGAUGGGUGUGGAGUGUCAGAUGGGUGUGGAGCAUCAGAUGGGUGUGGAGCAUCAGAUGGGUGUGGAGCGUCAGAAGGGUGUGGAGCGUCAGAUGGGUGUGGAGCAUCAGAUGGGUGUGGAGCAUCAGAUGGGUGUGGAGCAUCAGAUGGGUGUGGAGCAUCAGAUGGGUGUGGAGCGUCAGAUGGGUGUGGAGCAUCAGAUGGGUGUGGAGCAUCAGAUGGGUGUGGAGCAUCAGAUGGGUGCGGAGUGUCAGAUGGGUGCGGAGGUCAGAUGGGUGUGGAGCAUCAGAUGGGUGUGA
Haliotis rubra (blacklip abalone) is the source of this 2508-nucleotide messenger RNA. RefSeq names its product collagen alpha-1(XXVII) chain-like. The record is from RefSeq and is a predicted model, not a curated record. The coding region runs from base 1 to 2508 and encodes 835 amino acids. The transcript has 5 exons. Lineage: Eukaryota; Metazoa; Mollusca; Gastropoda; Lepetellida; Haliotidae.